GUGUGUGUAAGGGAGGGGGCAGAGCGCAGCAGCGCCGAGCUGAGCUGGAGGCUUCAGCCAUAUUAGUUUUCUGUGCUGUGGACAGACGAUGAGAGAGAGGAGCCAUGGCCUUGUCACUGAGCGGAGACGAUGAGGACUAUGAUUCAGAGUCUGAACAGCAGCGGGCGGCCAACCGGCCAAAGCCCAAGACGGGGACGUCGACAGCUGUCAAGCUGCCGUCCAAUCGGAGCUCCUCCGGUGCCAGGCGGAGGAGGACACGCUGCCGAAAGUGUGAGGCGUGCCUCCGGACGGAGUGUGGAGAAUGUCACUUCUGCAAGGACAUGAAGAAGUUUGGAGGCCCGGGUCGCAUGAAGCAGUCCUGCAUCAUGAGACAGUGCAUCGCGCCGGUUCUGCCCCACACAGCGGUGUGUGUGGUCUGUAAAGAGGCGGGCAAGGAGGACACACUGGACGAAGAGGAGGACAAGUUCAACUUCAUGCUCAUGGAGUGCUCCAUCUGCAACGAGAUCGUCCAUCCCAACUGCCUCAAGGUGAGCGAUGCCUCGGGAGUGGUGAAUGAUGAGCUCCCCAACUGCUGGGAGUGUCCCAAGUGCAACCAUGCUGGGAAAACUGGAAAAGUAUGUAAGCAAAAAAGAGGUCCAGGGUUCAAGUACGCCUCCAACCUCCCCGGCUCAUUGCUGAGGGAACAGAAGCCUGUGAAGGAGGAGGGUGAAGUUCCCUCUGCAGCCAAGCGGAGGCCUGAGAGGGAGGAGGUGCCCAGGUACCGACCUGAGGAGGCGUUCCACCGACAACCACCACUGCUCUCCCCCAGCGGCCUGCCCCGGCCCAGGCCUGAGGACAAACUGAGGAAGAAGAGGAAGCUCUUUGAUGAUGAUGAGGAAGAUGAUCUUGGAGUGAGGAAGAGGGUACAGGAAAAAUCAGAUGAUCCUUUCUUUCCCAAACUUCUGCACCAAAUCAAGACAGAGGAGGACGACGAAGAGGAGGAAGAGGAAGAGGAUGAAGAGGAGAGGGAGUCUCACUUCCGCAGCGCUGUAGAGAGGAGAAGCCGCUUGGGAGAGGCUGAGGAAGAAGCGGACGACAAGGAGUCCAAGAGUGAACUUUUGAGUCCUGUCGUCAAAACGCCCGUUGCCGACAGUGACCAGUCGCACUGCAGCUCUCCGCAGGCCGGCCCCAGCAGUGAGGGCGGGAGCGAGACCCAGGAGAAGGGUCCACGUCCCAAAGCUCGCCGUAAACGACGCCUGCCCAACAGGGAGCUGAGCAGGGAGUUGAGCAAAGCACUGAACCAGGAGAUCCAGAAGACGGAGGACUGUCUGGCCAACGAGAACCGCCAGCCUCUCAAAGUUGAGCCAGAGAGCGAAAACGAGGAGCCCAAGAGAACGUUCCGCAACGGCGGUGACCUGGGGGACCAGAGGCCCCACCUCAGGACCAAAGAGAUGAACGGAACUCCCUGGGAACUGCGCCACUUCUACCAAAGUCCCAUCACUCCUCUGGGCUUCAACCGGAGCACCCCGACUACCCGGCCAGUGCCCCCCCGCUCCCCACCCAAGUGCGUCCAAAUGGAGCGUCAUGUCAUUCGGCCCCCUCCAAUAAGCCCUCCCCCCGACAGACUGCCUCUAAAAGACGGGAAAACCCACCUCAUACAGCGUGAGGUCUGGAUGAAGAUCUUUGGCUUCCUCACGCACAAGGAACUGUGCGUCUGCAUGAGGGUUUGCAAGACUUGGAAUAGAUGGUGCUGUGAUAAAAGACUCUGGACAAAGAUCGAUCUGAACCGCUGCACCUCCAUCACUCCUCUGAUGCUCAGCGGCAUCAUCCGCAGACAGCCGCUGUCCCUGGACCUCAGCUGGACCAACAUCUCCAAGAAACAACUCAGCUGGCUCAUUAACAGAUUGCCAGGUCUGCGGGUGUUAAAGCUGUCGGGGUGUUCCUGGGUGGCCGUGUCUGCCCUCUGUACCUCCAGCUGCCCACUGCUACGCUCCCUGGACGUCCAGUGGGUGGAGGGACUCAAAGACGCCCAGAUGAGGGACCUGCUCUCCCCCCCUACAGACAACAGACCAGGUCAGCUCGACAACCGCUGCAAGCUGCGGAACGUGGUGGACCUGCGGCUGGCGGGGCUGGACAUCACCGACACGUCCCUGCGCCUCAUCAGCCGGCAGAUGCCGUCUCUGUCCAGGCUGGACCUGAGCUACUGCAACCACAUCAACGACCAGUCGGUCAACCUGCUGACCGCCGCAGGAACCACGACCAGGGACUCGCUCACUGAGAUCAACCUGUCAGUGUGCAACCGGGUCACCGACCAUUCCCUCACCUUUUUCAAGCGCUGCGGAAGCAUCUGCCAGAUCGACCUGCGCUACUGCAAGCAGGUGACCAAGAUGGCCUGCGAAAGGUUCAUUGCAGAGAUGUCGGUGAGCGUGCAGUUUGGAUUGAAAGAGGACAGGUUGCUCCAGAAGAUCAGCUAGUUCCCAAAAGGACAAAAUGCAUCAAAAGACAACCUUUGCACUAAAUGGAACAACAGUUUUUUCUUUCUUUUUUUUUUUAAACUGCUCCUGUGAUGCGUCUCUGGACCAGUGUCACGUUACAUGAGUUGAAACAAGAGCCGGAGAUGUCUUGACGCUGCAAGCUGUGUAAGAUCUAAGAUGGACUCUUCACUGAAAGGGGGCGAUUUCUGUUCACUCGACAGACAGAAAAGGUGUCGGGGGGGAAGCAUGCAUGUAUUUGUGUUGAGAUUGUACUUUUAUAAAGACUUGUGCUUGUAACUGACUUUGUUGGGUUAUUUUUAUUCUUUAAAUAUUUGAAAAAAAAAAUAUUUUAUACAAGCAUCAUUAUGAGUUUACAGUGUCUUUCAGACCUGCUCUAAAGCAAAGUGUGAGCAUUUUUCCCAGUUGCACCACACAGCAUGCCUCUCUUUCAGUUUGCCUCGGUCCCUUGUGUGCCAAAACCUGCAUUUGAUAUAAUGUAACCUCAGUUACAGAUUAAAAAAAAAAAAAAAAAAAAAACUUGUACAGUAAUGGAUAUCUGAAUAAAUUAUUGAAUAUCUUAUGUAUUUCAAAAAUGCUUACCUAAAAUAAAAUUUCAUAUUCCUGCUACACCCUCACCUGAAUUCAGUCAACCUUACAUCAGGAGUGGUUUGAGACCCUUUUCUACCAAUAGCAAAAUUAAUUUAUUGAUUUUUCAUUUUGUAUUUAUUCAUUCAUUUAUCAGCUCAUGCUUGACAUUGAUAUCUCACAGACCUGCAUCAAAAAAUGUUUGCAAAUCUGGUUUGUGGUUUGUGUUAGCCUGCUUGGGCACCAGAUGGGUGGAGUCUACCCAUAAACAGUGGCAGUAAGUUGUUUAUCAGUCAAGCAUCUCAAAGUCAAAUAGAUGUUUUUCUGUGAGAACUCUCCUGACACUGACUGUUUGAUGCGGUCAACCCCAUCCACCCGCUCUCCAUACAGGUUUCAAUUAAUCACCAGUAACACUGACAAUAACCUAUUUGCUUCUGUUGUACCUAUUACCACAACAGGUGUCAUUUGUGUGUACUUUGGCCCUUUUGGAAUGUAUGUUGUGCUGUAUUAGAAUUGAUAUCACCUCAGGUGACUGUGAUAAUGUUUAUAUUUGUAAAUCUAAAAACUAUGCUGAUGUCAUUAAAAGUAUUUCAUUUGUACCAUCA
This is a messenger RNA of Myripristis murdjan (pinecone soldierfish), 3643 nucleotides long. RefSeq names its product lysine (K)-specific demethylase 2Ba (gene kdm2ba). The transcript is spliced from 10 exons. The record is from RefSeq and is a predicted model, not a curated record. Gene Ontology annotation, molecular function: zinc ion binding; DNA binding; protein binding. Lineage: Eukaryota; Metazoa; Chordata; Actinopteri; Holocentriformes; Holocentridae. Bases 105 to 2453 code for a protein of 782 amino acids.